Molecule: messenger RNA, 4701 nt
Organism: Gadus chalcogrammus (walleye pollock)
Lineage: Eukaryota; Metazoa; Chordata; Actinopteri; Gadiformes; Gadidae
Gene: prickle1a
Product: prickle homolog 1a
Exons: 8
Coding region: 637-3276 (879 amino acids)
Molecular function (GO): zinc ion binding
Source: RefSeq, a predicted model, not a curated record
UGCGGUAAGAAAACCUGACGCCUCACAUUCGCUGAUCGAUCCCUUAAGCAGUGGCAGUCCCUCUGGGUCUCUAUGUGUGAAGUUUGAGGGGAGGGGUCAACGAAGGGGAGAUCAAACCUCACCCUGCCGUGACUGGCUGGGCCGGGGUUAAAGGGGGCCAGGCUGGGGUUAAGAGGGCGGGGCCAACGAGGUGAGGAGAGGGGGCUGGGGGCGGAGUCAUGGAGUAAAGAGUAGGAUGGCCAUCUGGUUGGGCUCAUCAUCAACACACACAAACACACACACACACACACACACCAAUGGACACACACACACUGAGCUCUGGCACACACACCUCCCAGGUUUUCAACGUCUCAGUGUUGAUAUGGACCGGAGCUGUGCUGACAAACCCUGCGAGUGAGGACUGUGAGCUAGUGUCCUGGAUUUAGACCUGAGGAAACAGGCAGACUCAGAGUGAGAGAGACUGGGAGAGACGGAGAGAGGGACAGAGCCAGAGAGAGAGGGAGGAAGAUACUGAAGGCAUGGAUUCAAGGGGCUGAAGUAGCAUCUAGGACUGGAUUUUAGUGGCUGAAAAGAAGCUUUUUGUGGAGCAGCUUGCGUUUGGGAGUCUUCUCCUGCACUGAGUGAAAGGAGCGUCUGAUGAACUCAGAGAGCUCAGCGCUGGCGGCAGGGGGGACCUACCAGGGCGGAGCCCGUCAGCGAGAACUGAUGAUGGAGCAGAAAGUCAGCAAGCUGACCUUCGGCUUCCAGCGCAGCUCCACCUCCGACGACGACUCCGGCUGCGCCCUGGAGGAGUACGCCUGGGUGCCGCCCGGACUCAGGCCUGAACAGGUGCAGCUAUACUUCUCCUGUCUGCCUGAGGACAAGGUUCCCUACGUCAACAGUCCAGGAGAGAAGUUGAGAAUUAAACAGCUUCUCUACCAGCUUCCCCCACACGAUAAUGAGGUGCGGUACUGUCACUCCCUCAGCGAGGAGGAGAAGAAGGAGCUGCUCAUGUUCAGCGGUCAGAGGAAGAAGGAGGCGCUGGGGAGAGGAACCCUCAAGCUGCUUCCUCGCAGCCUUCAGCACAGCGUCUGCGAGCAUUGCGGCGAGACCGUCAACGGCGGAGAGAUGGCGGUGUUUGCGUCGAGGGCGGGGCCCGGUGCGGCACCGUGCUGGCACCCGGCCUGCUUCUCCUGCUCCACGUGCAGCGAGCUGCUGGUGGACCUCAUCUACUUCUACCAGGACGGCAAGGUCCACUGCGGAAGGCACCACGCUGAGCUGCUCAAGCCCCGCUGCUCUGCCUGCGAUGAGAUCAUCUUCGCCGACGAGUGCACCGAGGCGGAGGGUCGCCACUGGCACAUGAAGCACUUUGCGUGCUUCGAAUGCGAGACGAUCCUCGGCGGCCAGCGGUACAUCAUGAAGGACGGCGGGCCGUACUGCUGCGGGUGCUUCGAGUCGCUCUACGCCGAGUACUGCGAGGCGUGCGGAGAGCACAUCGGUGUGGAUCACGCUCAAAUGACAUACGACGGGCUCCACUGGCACGCCACCGAGUCCUGCUUCAGCUGCGCCCAGUGCAAGAGCUCCCUCCUGGGCUGCCCCUUCCUGCCGCGCCAGGGACAGAUCUACUGCUCCAAGGCCUGCAGCCUGGGCGAGGACGUGCACGCCUCCGACUCCUCCGACUCCGCCUUCCAGUCGGCCCGCUCCCGGGAGUCCCGCCGCAGCGUGCGCAUGGGCAAGAGCAGCCGCUCGGCCGACCAGUGCCGCCAGUCGCUGCUCUUCUCCCCCUCCGUCAACUACAAGUUCCCGGGCCUGAGCGGCAACGCCGACGACACCCUGACCAAGCUGGCCCACAUGAGCCUCUCGGACGAGCCCUUCUGGAGGGGCCCCGGCGAGGAGGCUGAGGGCCCCGAGGACCGGGAGGAGGAGUGGGCGGAGCACGAGGACUACAUGACCCAGCUGCUGCUCAAGUUCGGCGAGCAGGGGGUCUUCCAGCAGGCGGACCCCGAGGCCCGGCCAAACGCCGACGUGUGGAUAAGCGAGGCCGACGUCAAGACCAAGCAGGGGUCCUCUCAGGCGGGGGGAAGCGGCAGUGGUGGAGGUGGUGGUGGUGGUGGUGGUGGAGGAAGGGGAAGUCAGAGUCUAGCCAGUAAGAAGUACCAGCCAGACAUGUACUGGGCCCAGUCGCAGGACGGGCUAGGGGAUUCGGCCUAUGGGAGCCAUCCGGGCCCGGCCAGUAGCCGGAAGAUCCAGGAGCUGGACCUGGAUCAUGGAGCCGGAGGAGGCUACCAGGAGGAGGAGCAGCAGUGGUAUGACGACUCCCUGGAGUGUAUCACCGAUGAGCUGAAGAAGACGGAUCAGAGUGUGAGGGACUCCAUGGACUCGUUGGCUCUCUCCAACAUCACCGGGGCCUCGGUGGAUUGCGACGGCAAGGACGGCCCCUUGGUGUACACCUUCACAGAGCUGGAGACGGAAGACUGCGACAAAUCCAGCAACAUGGGGACCAUGAACUCGUCCAUGCUGCACAGGAGCGCCACCUCCCUGAAGAGCCUCGCGUCCGAGCAGGACGAGGCAGAGGACCACAGCCCGGCGGAGGAGGAAGAGGAGGUAGAGGUCCCGCUGGCAGAGGAACGGGCCCAGCUCCCUCAGCUGCCGGCCCUCAGGAGGGCCCGCUCCCAGAGCCGGCAGCAGCAAGUCAAGUUCUCAGACGACGUGGUGGACAACAGCCCCUACGAGCUGCAGGUCCGCCCGCCUCCCAUGAGCGAACGGACCCGGCGCAGGGUGUACAACUUUGACGGGCAGGAGCAGGACGCCCAAUCGGGCCGCCACCACCACCACCACAGCCACCACAGGAGACGCCGCAGCCGGAAGUCCCGCUCCGACAACGCGCUGAACCUGGUGCCCAAGGAGAGGGCCCUGGUGUACUACAGAGAGGACCACAAAGGCCGUGCCACCCCCGCACAGAGGGGCAGCCAGGACCUGUACGGCCUGCCCCCCAAUGGACGCCCCAGUCCCCUGGCGAGGUCAGACUAUGGCCUGGCGAAGGGCCCAGCGAUGGAGAGGUUCUUGGGGUUGUGCAACGAGGACGACGACUGGUGCUCCACCUGCUCCUCUUCCUCCUCUGAUUCCGAGGAAGAGGGCUUCUUCCUGGGUCAACCUAUUCCCCAGCCCCGGCCCCUAAGACAUUAUUACACCGAUGACCUGCCCAGCCCGGUGGCCAGCAUGCCCUCCCCGCCCUACGGCCCAAGGACUAAAUCCAGAAAAAAGGGACACAAGGGCAAGAACUGCAUCAUUUCAUAGACUUGUCGUUAAUGCUUCUCGUUUGAGGGAGUUCUCUGCCACUUUCCGCCAUCUAUCGUUGCCACUGAUGAAUUUGCUUAAACUGCCUCGUUACUUUUUGACUCGGUUACUGCUACGUUAAUGAACAGCACUCACAUUAUUGAUCCGUUGUAUAAAAAGCAAAAGGUGAACAUCCACGUUUCUUUCAAGCAAGUUUCCUUUCGAAGCAUUACCAAAACUAGUCAUCAGGGUCAAGGUAAUUCAGCGCCAUGCAUAUUUAUGAGGCAUAACUUAGCGGUCAGUCGAGAUUGUUAUUUAACAUUACAGAUAUGAAUGUAAAUAUUGUAGAGGUAAUAAACAAAAUGGCUAUUUUUUAUAUCCCCCCCCCCAUGUUUGAAGACCUGUUUUGUAGUCGAAAGGCAAAAUUAUGAAACAGCUGGCCCAUUGCUAUUUUUACAUCACGGUGUUCAAUACAUAAAUAAAUAUGGCCCAUGCUCCUAAUGUGUUGCUUCUGUAAAGGCUUGUGUAUCUUUCCCCCCAGAAAAACUUUGUAUGUAAUAUUAGAGCCUGGCUGUGGGGUCUAUUUAAGGGUCAUUUGUAUUGUAAACAAAUCAAUGUAAUCUGUACAAAUGUACAAACUGGAAUAUAAGGCGAAGAUUAAUAAUUGUAAUAAAACUAUAUAUAUCAUGACUUCAACCACGGUUUCCCAUCAAUCGAAUGUCUGAAAGAUUAAAGAAAACAUACAAAUAAAUGUUACACAAAUUUAUUAUCAUUAAUGACAUCAAUUGCUUUAACAAAGUUGCAUCAAAUAGCCCCUAUAUAUAGGAGCUAUUUGAGCUACAUCUUAGAUUCUUGCCUGUUCUGUUAUAAUAUACAAUUUUAAUCUAGGCAAUGUGAACAAUAUUCGCCAUGACAGAAAGUCAGGGUCACUUCAACCGUGUUUGCUACAGAAGGGGUAAAUCGAAAAAAAGGAAUAGAAUAACAUACAAAUAGGAAUGUACAUUGGCAUAAAAAUAAAACUGUUUGGUUUGCUUCACCCAAGAACAUGAUUUUUCUUGUGCCGCUUACUUAUUAUCUAUGCACAUAACAAUAGAAAAUGGCACCAAAUAUCAGUCUGUAUUCCCUCCAGACUCCCCGCCUUACUCUUGACCUGACACACACGGAAUGCACACGGUGUGUAUGGUUGUGGGAGCACACGACGGUCCUCAGGCGGUGAUCUGCGGAGGUGCGGGCGACCCCGCGGCCCUACCGCCGCUGCUCAGCUGGUCCAGCUCCUUGAUGAAGUGCUUGAGGUCGUCCAGAUAGCGCUGCUUGAGCUCCAGGAGGUUGGCCCUGAGCGGGGCCUGGAGGGCCUCCUCCAGGCUGGGCCUCUUCUCCACCAGCAGCUUCACCACCGUGCCGAACGUCCGGCACUCCCGCUCGUAGAGCUGUGGGCCGGACGCAGGG